Schistosoma bovis is the source of this 2619-nucleotide messenger RNA. The record is from the annotation of a GenBank genome assembly. Lineage: Eukaryota; Metazoa; Platyhelminthes; Trematoda; Strigeidida; Schistosomatidae.
UUGGCCACCUAGCCUGUCCUUCCAAAACCGAAAUUGAAUUGAGACUGAAUUGCCGAGCGGUCAAUUUAGUUUUCAUGUAUACAGAAGGUCAUGGUAUGUUGCAGUAAGCAUUGUGGUUGUUCUUUCUUAACGGAUGUUCAGUGAUGUUAGUGUAACUUCGAGGUAGAGUGUCCCAGUCGACUACUUGAUAAACGUUUCAGGUUACAGUCUCGAAUAUGAUCCGUUCUAAGAAGACCAGGAAGAUAAGACUUGCUAACACACAAGUUGUUAUUUGAGGUACUGGAUAUGUAUAUGAGAUCACUUUGUAUUCUAUGAAAAAAGAAGAGAAUUAUUUGUUUUGCUCGGCCACAGUAAGGUCGAAUUGGCACCAUUUGUCCGCUCAAUUCUACCACUUAAAUACUCAAUAUAUUUGGAUGGAUCACGUUUAGUAAACAGAAGGCAAUAAAAUGAUAACUUGAAGUCCUAUUAAAGCACAUGAUCCAUCUAUGUGCAUAGCAAUAUUCACUGCUUUCUGAAUUCACUUAUCGGACCCGACUCAUGUGCAUUGAUAUACGAUAAGUUUAACCAUUUGACAAAUGGUUAAUGGAAUUGCCAUAUUUCAAACUCUUCUUUUAAUGUUUAGUCGCUCUUUCGUUUCAGAUGAAAAUUAAAAGUGCAGCAGUCAAAUCCUUUGUGUUUACUAUCUUAGUAUCAUAUAGUUCCCGUUAUUUCGUUGAAUUCACUCGAUCGUUUUGUGACCGUGUUGAAAUUCUUGUCAAUACUGUUGUUCAUUCCGAUUAUAUUCUGAUUCACUGUAGUGUUAUUUAGAAUUAGUGCAGAAUUAGGUCAUGUAGGCUGUAUGGCAUGUUUUAAUAGAUUAAUGUACGCAAUUAUCGAAAUAGUGAGUUAACCUGUUAAUAGAGGACAUUUUGAAGUAAUUGAGAUUUAAGUUGCUCGGAAAAUGUUUCGAUCUGAGAUCACAGACUUCCUAGUCCCAUCUAUACCUUUCUGUAAAAAGAUUCAGUAAAUUCUUAGCACUGAACUUGGAUCUUGAGCUGUCUAUUUGACUACGAAACAUCAACAGUGUGCUGACUUUAGUUUCUUUAUGUGAGAAUGGGAUCUAAGUCCAAAAAUAAAGCGCUAGUGCCUAGAUUCGAAUUAUAAGCUAUUGUUCAGCUGCCCAACAACUGAUGGGUUGUGCUUACUACAAAAUCCUAAAAUUCUGGGUUCGGUAUUUUGUGUAAUGUUAAGGAGCUCCAAUUUGGACCAAAACGUCCACCCGGCUAUUGUCAAUAGAAAGAAGACAUAUGCCAUCAUUCGUGCAAUAUACAAUCAUAGCCACUCUCCUGAAGACUUUGAACGUGAAUUAGAUUUUGUACUAAGUCGUAAAGUGUGUAUGGUCAUUAUUGAACCAGAAUCUCUCGGUGAAGUAACGUGGCGAUGGAUUCGUACGGGUAACUGGUUACAUAAAACAGCUGUUAUAUCAGGAAUAGCUGCUGUAACUACAGCUGGCAUUGGUUUGAUGUGGAAUUCUACAUUUUCUAAAGUAUACUUUCCGUUAGACCUCGGUAUUCGUUUGUUUCCUACUGUUCGAACAAGUGGUGCCUUGAUUACAAUCACACCAAGUGUUAUACGAUUUAUUACAACUACAUUGAGUGCAAUUAGUGCCUCUGCUGCAGGAUUAUACGCAUUGUUUUGGCAAUGGGAUCCAUGCUGUAAGUAUCAAGUUGCACCAUCGCUAGCAUCUCUGCCAGUUGGAACAGCUUCCUUUGUAACAAGUAGUAGUCAUGCAUUGACGAAUUCACAUCCAGAUGAUAAUUCGCCAGGCAGCGGAAUGAGCAACGGUGAAAGCCCCAGUGGUUCUUCGGAAAUGAGCAAUGGAAAGCGUGCUCGAGCUAUCAUUGCAGAGAAUCAUUCCAAUUCAAAUAGUCCUCCAUUACGUCCAGUGGUUUUAGUUCAUCGAGAUGAUGGAAGACGAAAAAUACUGCAUAAUGCCGUCUCUCUAACCUCUACUCUAGUCGCUUGUUAUAUUCUUUUUAGAUGGUCUAGACAUUCAUAUAUGAUUGUUAGUAACCCUUAAUUUUAUUUUAUCUUUCUCCGUCGUAGUCUGUCUGUUUUCUUAUGUGUAAUAAACAAACUAACCUCUUUCUCCCGACAUGUAGAGAACAAUUUCUUCCUUUUAGAUUAUUUUUUUCCUAAAAUCUGCGUUACAGUAUCCUAUAGUUUCAUAAUAUUUUUAUCUGUCGUGUACUAUAAGUAUUUUAGCAAGCAUUUUUACAGUCCAUAUAUUUAUUUUUUUUGCCCUUGUAUCCAUGUUAGUAUGGAUUUAAUUAGAUCACUUUUUCGUUGUUAUAAAAAAUUACUAUUAGUACCGGUCUCUUAUUAUUUCUAUAGUGAGAAUCACUUAUUGCGCUUUUUUAUUAGUAAAAGGCUCACAUGCCAAUUAAAUUGUAAAUGUAUUAUCUUCAUAACAACUCUCCACAUAACAAAAUUGAAUCUUUCUUGUGUUUCUUAGUUUUUAUGAACUACUUGAAAGAUUUUCAGUUUUAUGCUUACCUUUCAAUGUUCGGCCACCAAAUAUCGUGGUUUUUGUGGCUGUAUCGAUUCAAAGCACUAUUGUACACAAUCCAACAAUUCUGC